GAUAAGAAAAGCACAUCGAGUGACACCGAGAUAUAUUUACAUGUAAGGCAGCUAAGACCCAGAGGUUAUCACUGAGACCCUACUGUCUGAUAAAAGAUUAUUUUCCACAGGAAAAUUCUUGGCACAUGGCUUGUAUUAACCUGUGUUUUAGUAUAUACUAGUUUUUCCACAUCUGAUUGUUUUGUUUGUGUAUAUACAGUUGGGGGCCAGAAAUAGAAGGGGGAAAAAAGAAUAGUAAGGGGUGAAAAUAUCAUCAGCUGUGUUUGUUUAUUAGUUCGGGAUCAUCAUAGUGAAAUUGGAGACCUGUGGAUGAAAUAUACGUGGCUGUGAAAUAUGAUUUUUCUGCAGACCAUGCUUUUGAUUGUCUUACCAUCAUAGCGAACUGCUUCCAAGAAUUUCCUGAUAUCUUUAUUUUUAGUGUGUGAUAGCAAUCGGCCAACUUUAUUUUUGGUGGGGUACCACAUUGCUUUUUAUACCUCCCUCUGCAGAUAAUUCAAAAUUUGGAGCUGUGCAUGCUUUAUACAUAUGGAUAGCAACACAGAUGCAGACCUUGAAGCAGCUGCCCUUGACCUUGAUGGAGUUUUUCUAAGGGGCUAUCUGGAUUAUGCCUCAUCCUGCAAUGAGUAUCUUUAUGAUGAUUCCUCUGUGAAGAUGGAUCUCAGCUUCGAAGAUUCAAACAGUAAUACCAUGCCCACCAUGGCGAACCCUUACCAUCGACCAAUGGACAUAGGUUCAAAUGACUUGUCCCACAAGGCCCGUAAGAAUAAGGAGGAUAAAUACUGUGGGGUUUGCGGGGACAGGGCACUGGGUUACAACUUCGAUGCUAUUUCCUGUGAGUCUUGUAAGGCCUUCUUCAGGAGGAAUGCUCCUAAAGGACUGGAAUACUUCAAAUGUCCAUAUGAGGAGAAGUGCAAGAUGGACGUCUCAAAUAGGCGAUUCUGUAAACGAUGUCGCCUGCGAAAGUGCUUCGAGAUCGGGAUGCGGAAGGAGUACAUUCUGACAGAGGAAGAGAAGCUCCGAAAACGUCAGCGGAUCGAGGAGAACAGGUUGAUCCAGAAAGUACGAGAUGUAGACAAGACAAAGACGCAAUCAGGAAUAGUCAGCACAUCAGAGAACAGACUAAGGGCGUUAGAACCUGAUGAGGAGUACAUGAUAAAUGAAGUAGUGGGAGCUUACAGACAAUCUUUGGAGGUGUCCAUUGCUUCAGAACUGCCAAAAGACAAACCGCAAAUGCACAUGAAAGACUUGGUAAAUAUUGCAGAAUUGAGUGUGCGUCGAGUGAUAGACAUGGCCAAGAAAAUCAAAUCAUUUAAGGCAUUGUCACAAACAGAUCAGAUUAGUCUUCUAAAAGGAGGCUCCAUCGAGCUGCUGAUUCUGAGGUCGGUGAUUUCAUUUGACAAGGAGAAGAACUUGUGGUUGGAUCCGCUGGAUAGCGAAGAUCACUCCAUGGACAUGAAGAAUCUACAAGAAGGAGAGGGAGCCACUUUAUUUGCCGAGCAUAUGAAGUUCACCCGGUCGCUAGCCGUCGACCUCAAGGCUGACGAAACCAUGUUGAUUCUCCUGCUUGUUAUAUCGCUGUUCUCACCGGAUAGACCAAACAUUAGUGACAAAUCUUACGUUUGUCAAGAGCAAGAGAAAUAUGCUCUGUUACUUCUAAGAUACCUAGAGUCUAGGUAUUCUCCCUUCACUGUGCGUGCCAUUUACCCCAAACUGUUGAUGAAACUUACAGACAUUCGCGAUCUGAAUGAGGAGCACUCCCACGUUCUUCUGAAGGUCAAUCCGGAGGGGAUUCAGCCUCUGAUGAAGGAGGUCUUAGACAUGAACCUUAAAGACAAUGGUGGCGGCAGCUGUGGAAGUCCUAUGUGAUUGAUGUAGAUAGAUAGAGAUUGGGGGAAUAAACUCAGUUUUAAUGACAUAAAAAAAUUAAUGUCCCAGUGGGCACAUGUUGUGCAAGUAUGAAUGGAUGAAAAUCUAAUUUUCUGCUUGUGUUUUUUUUUUAACUCUAUUAAUGAAUGUAUGAUACUGACAUUUAGAGAAUACAUAAUUUUUUUAGAAUAGAACAUGAUACAGCCACCCAUUUCAGAUGGACGUGUGUGGCGGUGUUAGGUCCGCAAUCAUAGGGCAGUUCUCUACAGCUAAAUUAUCUCAUUCUUUUUUCUUCCUUUGAUUUUUUGUAUGUAACUGAAAAAAAAUGAAUUUCUGAAGAAUUUGAUUUGUUUUUCCCAAGAAAAAUGACAUGCAGAAGGAAUAAAUUGACACUGCUGUUCUGUAUCUCCUGAGUGCUCAACCUGUGUGCUUGUUAGCAUGUGUCUGAAUUUUUUUCUGACUGUAAAUAUUUUAUAGUCUUGCCAGAGUUUAUAGUAUUGCUUAUAAUGGAAUAUUAUAUAUUUUAUUUCUCUGUUUAUGAUUUGUAUUCAUCAUAGUUAAACCACAUAUGUUACAUAGAUGGUCAUUUUUUCUGCAGUGUAUUCAUGUUGGUCAUAACAAUGGGUCGAGCUCUUGACCACAAAGUCUGAUAAUAAUAUACCAG
Messenger RNA from Saccostrea cuccullata (small rock oyster), 2530 nucleotides. RefSeq names its product nuclear hormone receptor HR96-like. The transcript is spliced from 7 exons. Gene Ontology annotation, biological process: cell differentiation; negative regulation of transcription by RNA polymerase II; positive regulation of transcription by RNA polymerase II. Gene Ontology annotation, molecular function: nuclear receptor activity; RNA polymerase II cis-regulatory region sequence-specific DNA binding; zinc ion binding. Bases 526 to 1866 code for a protein of 446 amino acids. Lineage: Eukaryota; Metazoa; Mollusca; Bivalvia; Ostreida; Ostreidae. The record is from RefSeq and is a predicted model, not a curated record.